GAGGGCCGCCCGCAGCACCGCCCGCAGCACCGGCAGCGCGGGGAGGGCCGGGCAGGGCGAGGGCCCGGAGCCACCCCCGAGGGAGCGGCUGGGGAGGCGCCGGCGCCGGAGGGGCUGCCCGAGCCGGGCGCACCCUCGAGUCGCUGCCCCCGGCGGGCCCGAGCGCUCCCGCUCCGCACCCGGGACAUGAACUUGAUCGACAUCCUUUGGAGGCAAGAUAUAGACCUUGGGGCARGACGUGAAGUUUUUGAUUCUAGUCAGCGACGGAAGGAGUAUGAACUCGAGAAACAGAAGAAACUUGAAAAGGAAAGACAAGAGCAGCUCCAAAAAGAGCAGGAGAAAGCCUUGCUGGCUCAGCUGGAGUUAGACGAAGAGACAGGCGAAUUUAUUCCUGUGCAGCCAGCUCAGWGCAUUCAGUCAGAAAAUACUGAGCCACCCGUUGUUUUCUCACAGACCACAGAGCCUUCAAAACCAGAAGCAGAGGCCUUGUCCUUUGAUGACUGCAUGCAUCUCUUGGCAGAAACAUUCCCAUUUAUAGAUGAGCAUGAGGCUUCUUCAGCUUCAUUUCAGUCACUGGUUCCUGCUCAGGUCAAUAGCAACCCAGCCUUUGCUUCCUCUGAUCAAACUCAGCCACCUGAAUCCUCUGAUCUAGUACCACCCACUGAUGCAGAGAAUAUGCAGAACAUAGAGCAAGUUUGGGAAGAAUUAUUGUCCCUUUCAGAGUUACAGUGCCUGAACAUCGAAAGUGAUAACCUGGCUGAGGUGAGCACAGUCACGAGCCCUGAAACCAAGCCAGCAGAGAUGCACAGCAGCUACAAUUACUGCAGCUCAUUACCCAUGAUGAAAAAAGGAGUUAGCUGCAGUCCAGAUUUCCUGGAUGGUAUGGAGGGCCCCUUUUCAGGCAUUUUGCCACCAGAAGACACCAGUCAGCUGAGUGUGAACUCUUUAAAUGACACAUCCCCUUCAAACUCAGAUUUCUGUGAGGAUUUCUACAGCACCUUUAUUGAUACAAAGGCCAACGGUGAUGCAGCAGCAACGAACACUAUCAGUCAAUCCCUGGCGGAGAUUCUAAGUGAACCUAUUGAUCUCUCAGACUUCGCGCUGUGUAAAGCUUUUAAUGGCAGCCACUCAGGGACCAGAGCAGAAUGUAACGAUUCUGACUCUGGUAUUUCACUGAAUGCAAGCUCUAGCGUGGCAUCACCAGAACACUCUGUAGAAUCUUCUGCCUGUGCAGAUAAGACUUUGGCUUGCAGCGAUUCUGAAAUGGAAGACACGGAUAGUGCUCCUGGAAGUGUGCUGCACAGCAAUGCUACUGCGUACUCUUUGCACCUGCAGGAUCCAGSGUUUUCUUCCGUAGGGCCAAACGCUCAAACACCAAGUUUGCCAUGUACAGCCACACCAAAGCAAGAACCCCCUCCUGSUCCCGGCCAACCCAAAGCUCCGUUCACAAAAGAUAAACCUCCCAGCCGCCUUGAGGCUCAWCUCACGAGAGAUGAGCAAAGAGCAAAAGCUCUGCAGAUCCCUUUUCCUGUUGAAAAAAUCAUCAAUCUCCCUGUUGAGGACUUCCAUGAAAUGAUGUCUAAAGAGCAGUUCAAUGAAGCCCAGCUUACACUUAUUCGAGAYAUACGCAGGAGAGGUAAGAACAAAGUGGCUGCUCAAAAUUGCCGUAAGAGAAAACUGGAAAAUAUAGUAGAACUGGAGCAAGAUUUGAGUAACCUAAAAGAUGAGAAAGAGAAAUUGCUUAAGGAAAAAGGAGAGCAUGACAGGAGCCUUCAUCAAAUGAGGAAGCAACUCGCCACCUUGUAUCUCGAGGUCUUCAGCAUGCUACGUGAUGAAGAUGGAAAGCCUUACUCUCCUAGUGAAUAUUCACUGCAACAAACUAGAGAUGGCAAUGUCUUUCUUGUUCCUAAGAGCAGGAAGUCAGGGACUAAACUUUAAAGGGCAGCACAGCUGGCUACUGUUCUCUGAGUUAYUAUUUUUGUAUCAUUAUCAUGAUAGUUUUUACUGUGAGGUGAAAUGCAGAAUUAAGUAAUAUUUGUCAAGUAAGUCUAUGCAAUGAUAAUUUUAAAGUUGUUAAUUAGCUUAUGGAAGAUGCAAGUUGAAAAUUAAUCAUGCAAUGCAGAUGGGCAUAUACAAAAUUUUUAAUCUGACUUUUGUAACAGACAUUUCCUUCCUAUAGCUCCACUYUGACUAGUUUCCAUAUAUGUGUAAAUAUUUAAAUAUGCCAUAUUUAUAUACUGUUCCUAUCUAUUGUUAUAUUCACAGAUUUAUUUGAUAUAUAUAUAAAAAUAUGAUUUUAGCYUUCUAAAUAUAAUUUCUUGCAAGACAACCAGGAUGGCUUCUGAUAUUUUUUUUUUAUAAAUAUGCAAUGGUGUCUCCCAUUUUUCUUACACAUUUACACUUGCUUUAUAUUUAAUAUAUUAAUUUAGUAUAAAAGUUGACAGUGUUUGAUUUUGCUUWAUCAGCUCAUUAAACUUUUUUAACUCCAUACACAUUUCUUUGUCUAAAGAAGAGAAAUCCUUGCUAGUUUWCUAAGGCUGAGUCUUGAUGUAACAGAUGUGCAUGAUAAUCAAUCACACAUCAGUGUCAGCAUUACUAAUGCUUCAUUCAGCUUCAUUUCAUAACCUUUGGAAAGAUCAUGUAACACAAAGUUUCAAGUCUGUGCUAAGCUUACAUUCUUGUUUUCCUCCUUGAACACUGUAAAUUCAUGAGAUCUUUUCUUCAAAGGCAUUUAAAAUCUGUUAAGGCAUUGUCAGCAUUAUGCCUUUUUUCAGCUAAAAUUUCUCAAUGUUUUCAAGCAGUUCUCCUAGAAAUACGKUACUGUGCCUCUGACUUCAAUCAAUGAGCGUCACUUGUCCCUGCGGGUACUGUGGUGCUGGUGGGUAACAGCAUCCUAGCAGCCAGCCACUUGCACUGUUGGGAAUCUGCUCAGUGAAUUGAAAAGUUUCAUGGAGUUUUUAAAUUAUAAUUUGUAAAAGAAUAAAAAAUGGGCAAAUAAAUAGCAUUACUUUGUUUACUGCUCAGAGGAACUCAUCACACUUCAUUGUUUUGGAUUUUUUCAAUACAGAAAAUGUAUAAUUUACAAGACAUGUUGAUCUGAAUAUUAAAAACUGUAUCAUCUUCCCUAUGAAACUUCUAAAAGGCAUGCUUGAUCUGAAGU
Molecule: messenger RNA, 3160 nt
Organism: Malurus melanocephalus (red-backed fairy wren)
Lineage: Eukaryota; Metazoa; Chordata; Aves; Passeriformes; Maluridae
Gene: NFE2L2
Product: NFE2 like bZIP transcription factor 2
Exons: 5
Coding region: 187-1938 (583 amino acids)
Biological process (GO): cellular response to oxidative stress; regulation of transcription by RNA polymerase II
Cellular component (GO): nucleus
Molecular function (GO): DNA-binding transcription factor activity, RNA polymerase II-specific; RNA polymerase II cis-regulatory region sequence-specific DNA binding
Source: RefSeq, a predicted model, not a curated record